Molecule: messenger RNA, 774 nt
Organism: Ilyonectria robusta
Lineage: Eukaryota; Fungi; Ascomycota; Sordariomycetes; Hypocreales; Nectriaceae
Exons: 1
Coding region: 1-774 (257 amino acids)
Source: RefSeq, a predicted model, not a curated record
AUGGUAAUCCGAGACAUAUUGCCUUCCAUCACCACACUAAGUGUACCAUUCGCUUUCGCUGGAGGGCGUGUGAAGGCGGGUGGCCGUGCAACCAUCAUCCGCCUAGCUACUGGAUCUCUCGCAGUGUUUUCACCGGUUGCUCUAACGUCGGUUGUCCUCGAGAAGCUCACCUCCCUCGGCACGGUGCGGUAUAUUAUCGCACCGAACAUGACGCAUCACAUCCAUAUAUCCGAGUGGGUGACAGCCUUUCCCAACGCUAAUGUAAUAUGCGUCGAAGGAUUACCAGAGAAGCGGGAGAAGGACGCCUCCACCAGAGGCAUCACUUUUAGCCAUGUCUUCACGGCCCAGAAUAAAACCACGCUGCGCAUCACAGACGAGUUCGAUGGUGAAUUCGGCGUCGAAUAUGUUGAUGCAGCACCUAAUAAGGACCUCGUUUUCUUGCACAAGCCAACGAGAACGUUGAUUGAGGCGGACUUGCUCUUCAGUCUACCUGCCACUGAACAGUACUCAAAGGUGCCAGAGGGCGUCUCCUCCGGUAUACUUGGCAGAGGAGUCAGCUCGGCAUUCAGCUUGCAGGGGACAAUGGUCUGGCAGAAGAGGGCUUUGUGGUAUGGCGUGGGAUCUAAGAAUCGCCAGAGCUUUGCCGAAUCUUUCAGGAGGGUCUUUGAGUGGGAUUUCGAAAGAAUCAUCCCUUGCCAUGGAAAUGUGAUUGAGACUGAUGCCAAGGCUACCUUGGAACGGGUAACGGAUUUCUUUUUCAAUGAAAAGAACUGA